ACGAAAAUGCCACUGUGUUGUCUUUGGCUAUCGUGAGCAAUGAAUCUUCAUUUUCUUCGAUUUUAUUAUAUUAUUGUGUUUAAAACGGGAAAAUUUACCCUGUGAAGUUUGAAAUAAUGUACGCAUGAGUGAUUGGUAGUGAAAUUUUCCUAUAGGAAAAGCUUCUUACACAGAAAAAAGACAAUUUUGCUUAGUGACAGGUAGAGCUGCACCAGCAUUGGGGGCGUCAUCUUUUCACCUCAAUUUUUUGUGAACGAGCAGAGCAAUCAGUACUAUGGCUCCGCAGCCGUUGGAGCAGGGAGGAGCUAUUACCAGCUUUAUCCCAACCGGACAGGAAAUGACACAACGUCAAAAUUUGAUUCCGCUGGGGCGAUUAAUUGAUUUUAUAAUCCAGCGUACGUACCAUGAGCUAACGGUACUAGCAGAGCUCCUACCGCGUAAGACGGAUAUGGAACGCAAAAUCGAAAUAUACAACUUCUCAGCCAGUACCCGUCAGUUGUUUAUUCGUUUGCUAGCUUUGGUCAAAUGGGCUAAUUCAGCAUCAAAAGUAGACAAGUCAGCUAAAAUUAUGGGAUUUCUGGACAAACAAUCACUGCUAUUCAUCGACACAGCCGAUAUGAUGUCAAGAAUGGCUCGUGAAACGCUGGUCAAUGCUAGACUCCCAAAUUUCCACAUUCCCGCUGCCGUAGAAAUAUUAACAUCGGGCACGUAUUCACGGCUACCAUCGAUUAUCAGAGAACGUAUCGUGCCACCGGAUCCGAUUACGCCAUUGGAGAAACGACAAACACUACAACGUUUGAAUCAGGUCAUUCAACACCGACUGGUCACUGGAAACUUGUUGCCACAGCUCAGAAAGUUUAAAAUUGAAAAUGGAAGAGUUACCUUCAAGGUUGAUCAUGAAUUUGAAGUCUCGCUGACUGUUAUGGGAGACGGGCCCAAUAUUCCGUGGCGCUUGCUAGACAUUGAUGUUCUAGUGGAAGAUAAAGAAACCGGGGAUGGAAAAGCUUUGGUACAUACCCUUCAGGUUAAUUAUAUCCACCAGUUGAUUCAGGGUCGCAUAGUGGACAGCUCAGAUGCCUUGGCUGAGGUUUAUAAUUGCUUGCACUAUUUCUGUCAGUCGCUACAGCUUGAGGUUCUCUACACACAAACGCUUCGCCUAAUGCGUGACCGUUUGGAUGACAACAUUCACGUUGACGAGUACAUUCCCGGCACGAAACUAACGGUGUCCUACUGGCGGGAACUGACAAAUAAGGAUCCAAAAUCGGAGCUUGGCUACCGUCUGAUGAUUCAGACUGACCAGAAUGAUUCCGCUAAACAGCUGGCAAUUCUCCAUGUGCCAUCGAUUGGUAACAAAGAAGCUGACAUUGCGGAUCGUGCUGUGCGUUCCGAUUUGCUAUCGAUGGAACGCCUUCUGGUCCAUACCGUUUAUGUACGAUCUCUUGCUCGAUUGAGUGAUUUGAAAGCAGAGUUCCAACUUUUCCUGAAAGACGUUGACUACAAUAUUCAAGGGACGCCAGCCAUGUUGACGGUUCCGGUAUUGAAUCCAUGCCUUCGGGCCGAACAAAUCUAUAUCACCGUAGACACGCACACCGGAAUGUUGCGCUGUCACGUACCGAAACACUUGGAUUGCCCUAUCAUGCCGGAAAUGCAGCAUUCAUUGAACAACGAUCGCAGUAAACUACAACAUCUGGUUUCGGAAUUGCGCUAUUGGAUCACUCAGAGGCGAUGCGAGAAAACAUUACAGCAUCUGCCGGCCACCACGCAGGAACGUUUACCGUUGGUGUUUGCUCCUAAUCACCCGAUCGAAAAAGUUGGACCGCACAAAGUUUACAUUCAACUUUACCGGCACUCGAAUGUUAUUUUAAUAGUGCAACUGAAGGAGCGCGAUAAUUGCCCGAACGAAAUGACGUACACCUUCUUUUUGGUUCUGGUGAAACCUUCGUCAGUAGAAGACAGUCAGUCACAGGAUUCCGAUCAUCCGGGUGGUGCAAACGCAAGUUCGGUCAGUCAAUCCGGUCCGGGAUCGGUACCACCGGGCGGUCCACCGAGUGUAUCAAGUUCUACCGCAGGCACCGGUUCAUCGUCAGCAGUGGCUAGUGCUGAAAACGAUGGAAUUCCAAAAAUGUAUCUCAGAGUUGAAUCACUAAUUGAAUUCGAUACUUUCGUGGCUACUCACGGCCCCGGGACGUACAUCGAUGAACAAUCGGGCGGAAUGAAACGAAAGUUAAGUGGUUCAGAAGGUUUCAUUUCCAAGCAGCAGAAAAUCAUUUAUCCGGCUUAUUUCAUACCAGAAUUGGCCCACGUGGUUGCGAUGUGUGAUGAGAAACUUCCGUUUGUUGCUCUAGCGAAAGAACUUACCCGUAGAAGGAUUCCUCACGGUGGUCUACAGGUUGAGGCCAACGCUACAUCGCUGGUUCUGAAACUUUUAACUCUACCUCAGCCAAAACCACCGCUAGUACCGGUUUCCCAUGCAGCAGCCAACGCCCAGGGCGGCCAAGAUCAGAAACCACCCGAACCAAAGGAAAUUAGUGUCCCAAAAAUCGAAAAAGAAGUUUGGAAUGCUUUGCUCAGAAGAUUACUGUCUGUCUCCGUUCGGGCUCAAAUCAACAAAGGAAAUCAGACUCGGCUGUGGACAACGGAAUUGGUGUUCUACGGGACACCUUUGCCGAGUACUCACCACAAAGAACAGGGCAUGCGGCGUGCAGUUUAUUUGCAGUACGAUAUGCUUCCGGUAGAUGCAGUCGACAGAAUUGUCAAUAUGAUACUGAACGACUGGUCGAAGAUAGUCUAUCUUUACACGUUGGUGCAUGUUUUCGGUGAACACAUCAAGAACGAUAAGUACAGCCUGCAUAACAUCGUCACUAUAAAAUCCUACAGCUACACAAGUCUGUUAUUGGCGUAUGGACCAAACAAGGAAGUGAACGUAAAUAUCUAUUGGGAUAUCGAAGCAAAAGAGUUCAAAAUGGUGUUCACCGGUGGAAAUAGCGCCAUUAACGCACAUUCAAUGAUGCGAGACCAGCUGCAAGCUCAUCUAAAUCACAAUUAUGAUCUUGCACAAGUCGUACAUUUGUUGCACGAAACAUACCAACCGCUAAGCUCGAUCGCAAAAUUACCUAUCAUCCCACAUCUAGCGAUUCUUCAAUCGCCCAAAAUCCCUGUACUAUCAUUCUGCAUCAUACCUCAAUCUCCAACGCUACUCAGAAUAUCUUUUCAAGGAGUCUACUGUCUGGAGAUCCGUUUUCGUGGAAGUGGUCUAUGUUCGAUUCGGGACGGAGCCUACAGCCGAUUCGAUCGCAGUCACGUUGUCGAAGAAUUCACACCCACCCAAGGCUUGAAGGGUUUCCUGUCGAAAUACGUGGAUGAGUCAGCUGUCUACCGGAGACGUUCACAGUCGGAAGAUGAUAAUCCACCCUCUCCGAUUACGAUGGAGGAUCCUCACGGUGGACCGGCUUCGGUCGGAUCAACGUUUCUUGGCGGUAGCAGUAUGCGAGGUCCUCAAAGUCCACGCGAUCCGGGCCUUCGUUUUGCAGCACCUCUGACACCACCGUCAGGAUCGAAUCCACAUACGCCGGCUUCUCCACACCCGCAAGGAAUGGGAGGAACUCAGAAUCAUCCGAAUUUCAAUAUGACAUCUCCACCAGCCCCACACAUGCCUCAUCCUUCUCCCAGUGGAGGCCUGAUGCCAUCAUCCCCGUUGAAUCCACAGCCAAGCCCGAUGGCAGCUCAUUCUCCCGGACCAUCUAAUAUUCCCUACAUGCAGCAGCAUACGGACGGUAGCCCAUUUGCUGCUCUGUCCCCAGCUGCAUCUAAUUGGCCUGGUUCACCUGGUAUGCCACGGCCUUCACCACGACCAGGUCAAAGUCCAGACCAUAAAGCUCAGACGACCCAUCAUAACACCUCACGUGUCUUACCGGCCCGAUCAUGGGCCGGGGCUAUUCCAACUCUGCUCACACACGAGGCUUUGGAUACGUUAUGUCGAGCAACCGUCCACCCACAAAAAGAAAUUCCAGGUCCGGAAUUGAGCCCUCUGGAAAGAUUCCUCGGUUCGGUGUUUAUGCGUCGACAGUUGCAACGAAUUAUUCAUCAGGAGGAGAACCUAACCGCAAUCACUUCCAAUGAACCCGGUGUGGUCCUGUUCAAGGCAGACAAUCUGCAGUACCAGGUGUUUUUGAAUCCGAAUCACAUGCAGUCGUUACACAUGAAAAUUACGCAAAUUUCGAUGGGACCCACAAUGGAUGGUAAACCACCGUACCAGUGGUCUGCCGAAGAUCUCCAGAUUCUCGAACAGUUCUUCGAUCAACGUGUAGCUGCUCCGCCGUACCGGCCGGCUGUUGUCACUAGCUUCACUCGCAUGUUGAAUUUACCCUCGCAGGUGAUGAAAGAUUUUAUCCAAAUCAUGCGGCUGGAUCUGCUUCCGGAACUCGGCCAGGGCAACAAAUGGAACGUGCAAUUUAUCCUCCGUAUGCCGCCGUCAGCAACGCCAAUCGUUCCCGUUGGAACCACCACCAUACUGUUACACCGACAGAAAAUACUCUUCUUCAUUCAAAUUACCAGAGUGCCUUAUCUCCCCAAUAUGGAGUGGAAGGACUCGGUCACCAUGCUUCUUCCGAUGGUCUACGACAUGACAGUUAACCAUACCCAGCUGGCGGAACGACGCGAGCAAGUUACACCGCAGCUUACCAGCGCUGUCAGCGCACAUCUUCGACGAUUUGUUGAGUGCACCGUCCUUCAGCCGGGCGAAUGUUCGCUCUUUCCGGCUGUCCGAGAUUUACUGAUGAAUUUGACCCUUCCAAAUGAACAACCUCCUCCCGGACAAAUGCCAAAUCAGAUUGGACCGAUGGGUGGCAUGCAGCCAGGACCAGGUCAAAUGGUAGGUCAGAUUACACCGUCGCCGGUUGGUGCUCAAGUUGGAUCCAGUCCGAAUCCGAUGAUGCACUCACCAAUGCAGAUGGGAGCUGCCGGACAGCAACCGAACUAUGGUGGUAUGGUUGGAGGUGGUGGUUCACAACCAGGUGGACCAGGAACCGGGGGACCCAACUGAGAAUCGUUGCAAGAGUGGUUUGAAAAAUUAAGACGUAAACUUUGAUUACCACAAAAUGGUACUUUCUGUGUUGAGAAAGUGAAAUAUGGAUAUCAAAUUUUGACAUCUGCAGUAAAUCAUAAUAGUAUAAUAAUAAACAUUUCAUUGUA
Malaya genurostris is the source of this 5190-nucleotide messenger RNA. RefSeq names its product mediator of RNA polymerase II transcription subunit 14 (gene MED14). Gene Ontology annotation, cellular component: mediator complex; core mediator complex. Lineage: Eukaryota; Metazoa; Arthropoda; Insecta; Diptera; Culicidae. Gene Ontology annotation, biological process: regulation of transcription by RNA polymerase II. Gene Ontology annotation, molecular function: transcription coregulator activity. The transcript has 6 exons. The coding region runs from base 275 to 5041 and encodes 1588 amino acids. The record is from RefSeq and is a predicted model, not a curated record.